UGCCGUUAACUGGCGAUUUACUCCAGAUACUCGGCUUCGGGGCUCAGUUUUGAAUACAAUUUGGGUCAGUUCGUAUCGGCGACCACUUUUUCUUAAUAUACCCAAAGAACGCCACUGGGUAAUAAAACUGAAAUUUAAAUUGAAGAUUUAACGAAGUAUCUUGUUUACGCAUCCAAUUGAGAAUCGAAAUUAAUACUUUCUUUCCCAGUUCCUUAAGUAUAUAUACACGUUCUUCUGGUAAAGACCAUCAAAAGGUUUAAAUUUGUAGUGAAAAAUAAUGGAUUUUUUGAAUCAUUUAGUUUGUGUAUUUUUUCUUCAAUGUUUAUUUUCUGUUACAAUAAAUGCCCAAGGGGGUAUCAUUCCACCACUUCGUCAAGAAAUUAAAGAUGAACUCUUUCUUCACAACCAAAGCAUCUCAAACAAAACCAUGAGAGAAUGCGUUUGGAGACCAGUAAAUGAAAGAACAAUCUGCCCUGAUCCAGAUUUGAAACAUAUUUUAUAUGCUGGCGGAAAGAAACAUGAGGUUGACUUAACAGUUUCAGAUUGGUUAAGACAAAGCGCAUGGGAUCCUGAAAAAGAGGAUGUUAUCAUCAUUCAUGGCUACGCUGGAGGAGAUGAUACACUUCCAAUAGCUGUUUUAAGAGAUGCAUACAUUAAUAAUGGGAGUUAUAAUGUUUGGAUGGUCGAUUGGGGCCCAAUGAGUCAACCACCAUGUUAUCCAGCAGCAGUUCAUAACAUCAAAGCAGUCGGGAAAUGUACAGCAGAUCUUUUCACUGAACUCAGAAAACAAGGAUUGCGGACCGAAAGAUUGAUGUGUAUUGGACAUUCUUUAGGUGCCCACACAUGUGGAUUGAUUGCGAAGUAUGUCUUAUUCCGUAUGCAUAGAAUAGUCGCUUUGGAUCCGGCGAGACCGUUAAUUCCUGCAAAUAGCAGGUUGAAUAGCGGAGACGCACACGCCGUACAUGUCAUUCAUACCAAUGCUGGCCAUUAUGGCGAAGCAGGAAGAUCAGGACAUGUCGAUUUCUGCGUUAACGGUGGAAAAAUUCAACCGUAUUGCGAAAAAGCUGGAUUUGAUGAACAACUAUGUAGCCAUGUGUGGGCAGUUUGUUACAUGGCAGAGAGUCUGCAUCCAAUUUUAGCACGUAGAGCAGAACCGUGUUCUAGAAGAUGUCCAACAGGUCCUCGUCCAGGAUUACGUAUAGGAGUUCCAGUAUACAUGGGACAAUACACACCUCUCACGACAACUGGAUCAUACUGCUUAUAUGGACAAGAUCCACCUUAUUGUCCAAAAGAACCAGGUGCUCCCGGAGAUAAACGAUGUUGCUUGUAUCCUAUUGUUUCCACAACAAAUAAACCUUGA
This is a messenger RNA of Onthophagus taurus, 1360 nucleotides long. Its product is annotated as phospholipase A1-like. NCBI's taxonomy places the organism in Eukaryota, Metazoa, Arthropoda, Insecta, Coleoptera, Scarabaeidae. Gene Ontology annotation, biological process: lipid catabolic process. Gene Ontology annotation, molecular function: serine hydrolase activity; lipase activity. The record is from RefSeq and is a predicted model, not a curated record.